Molecule: messenger RNA, 2779 nt
Organism: Manihot esculenta (cassava)
Lineage: Eukaryota; Viridiplantae; Streptophyta; Magnoliopsida; Malpighiales; Euphorbiaceae
Exons: 5
Coding region: 474-2636 (720 amino acids)
Molecular function (GO): glycosyltransferase activity
Source: RefSeq, a predicted model, not a curated record
UUUUGGUUAUGGGGACCAGCAACAAUACUAUAGAAGAUCCUACCCUUUUCAAUCCAGAAAACAACCUACUGCAAAUCUGAAUUUGCCACGAGCGCAAAGAUCGCGAUGACCUGCGCAGUGGAGCUGUGGGCUAGCGUAGCCAACUUCUGGAAUACCAAGUGUUGACCGGCACGUGCGCUCCUUCUUUCGCAAAAUAUACGUAUUUCAGACAUCUCUCAAAAACCUCCCAGGGUCUCCAUUAAUUCUGCAAGCACCUCCCUCUCUCUCUCUCUCUCUCUCUCUCUCUCUCUCUCUCUCAAAACUCUCCGAAGAAGGAUCAAGAACAGAGAUCUUCAGCUUCUAACUAAAGAGAUCAAAAGUAAAUCUGAAGAGCAAAUGGUUGAAGUGCUUUUAGAUUUUGCAGAUUAGGUAACGAAUAUCUAAUAGCAAUGUGGAUAGAGCUUUUUGCUGUUGUGAUACCGCUGAAAGAGUAAAUGGAGGACGUAAUAAACAGAGGGGAUUUGCAUAUUAAUGUUGUUAGGCAAUCAUCAUUAAGGGGUGGCAACAUGAAGUCCACAUUGUCAGGGAGAUCAACACCUAAAAACUCUCCUACGCUUCGAAAGUUGCAUUCCAGCCGAACUCCACGAAGAGAAGGUAGAAGCAUUGGAGGUGGUGUACAAUGGUUUCGAAGCAAUCGUUUAGUUUACUGGUUACUUCUGAUUACUUUGUGGGCUUACCUUGGGUUUUAUGUACAAUCAAGGUGGGCUCAUGGUGAUAACAAGGAGGAAUUUCUGGGGUUUGGAGGUAAAACUAGAAAUGGGGUUUCAGAAACUGAACAGAAUGCACGACGAGAUUUGCUUGCCAAUGAUAGUUCUAUGGCUGUAAAUAACAGGACCAAUAAAAUUCAGAUAGAAGACGGUAAAAGGAUAGGUGUCGUUUUGGCCAAAAAGGGGAACAAAAUUUCUUCUGAUCAGAACAAAGUUUCUACUUCAAGGAAGAGGAGUAAGAGGACAGGGCGCAGGUCGCGCAGUAAAGCACGUGGCAAACAAAAGGCAAUAGUAGAGGUUGGAAGCAAUGAUAUAGGGGUACAGGAACCAGACAUUCCUCAGAAGAAUACUUCUUAUGGUUUUCUUGUUGGCCCAUUUGGGUCAACUGAGGAUAGAGUUUUGGAAUGGAGUCCUGAGAAGCGAACAGGAACCUGUGACAGGAAGGGGGACUUUGCACGUCUAGUAUGGUCUAGGAAAUUUGUAUUGAUAUUCCAUGAGCUCUCAAUGACUGGGGCUCCACUUUCAAUGAUGGAGUUGGCAACAGAGUUUUUGAGCUGUGGAGCCACAGUUUCUGCUGUUGUUCUUAGCAAAAAGGGUGGUUUGAUGCCAGAGCUUGCCAGGAGAAAGAUCAAAGUUCUUGAGGAUAGAGCUGACCUUAGCUUCAAAACUGCCAUGAAGGCAGAUCUUGUGAUUGCAGGAUCUGCAGUCUGUGCAUCAUGGAUAGAUCAAUAUAUUGCUCAUUUCCCAGCUGGUGGAAGUCAAAUUGCUUGGUGGAUUAUGGAAAAUCGACGAGAGUACUUUGAUAGGUCAAAAAUUGUCCUCAAUCGAGUGAAGAUGUUGGUUUUCCUUUCUGAAUUUCAGACCAAACAAUGGCUGUCUUGGUGCGAUGAAGAAAAUAUUAAGUUGAGAUCUCCACCUGCAAUAGUUCAACUUUCUAUUAAUGAUGAACUAGCUUUUGUAGCUGGUAUUCCGUGUUCACUAAACACUCCAUCUUCUAGCCCUGAGAAGAUGCUGGAGAAAAGGAGGUUGCUACGAGAUUCUGUUAGAAAAGAGAUGGGAUUGACAGAUAAUGAUGUGCUUGUCAUGUCUCUCAGCAGUAUAAACCCUGGGAAAGGUCAACUCUUACUACUUGAAUCAGUGCAGUUGUUGAUUGAGCAAGAACCUUUGCGAAAAACAAGAACGUCAGUGCGUAUGACUGGAGAACGAUCUACCUUAGCUGCAAAACAUCACUUAAGAGCCCUGUUACAGGAGUCAAGAGAUGCUGAUGAAUCUUCAACUAGCCGCUCCAGCAAGUCCUCUAUCGGGUUGAAUGAACCUAAGAAGAAAGGGUCGCAGCUAUCUCGUCUCUUUAACAAAAGACGGAAAAGAAGCAAGGUUUUGUCUAAGCUUGAAGAAGCUCAAGAACAGCAUCUUAAACUUCUUAUUGGUUCUGUUGGAUCUAAGAGUAAUAAGGUGCUUUAUGUUAAAGAAAUGCUGAGAUACAUGUCUGAGCGUUCAAACUUGUCAAAGUCGGUGAUUUGGACUCCAGCCACUACACGUGUUGCUGCACUUUACUCUGCAGCGGAUGUUUACGUUAUAAACUCCCAGGGGCUUGGAGAAACUUUUGGGAGAGUUACCAUUGAAGCAAUGGCAUUUGGUCUUCCGGUGCUUGGAACAGAUGCUGGAGGCACAAAAGAAAUCGUUGAGCAAAAUGUAACAGGACUUGUUCACCCUGUUGGGCGUCCAGGAACUCACAUUCUUGCUCAAAAUCUGAAAUAUUUGCUAAAAAAUCCAUCUGUGAGACAGCAAAUGGGGAUGAAGGGAAGGAAAAAGGUAGAGAGAAUGUAUUUGAAGCAGCACUUGUACAAGAAAUUUGUAGAGGUUCUGUAUAAGUGCAUGAGAGUCAAAUAACAACUCUCAGCUAGAUGAACUCUCAAUUCUUUAAUUGGUUUCGAUUUGAAGGAAACUGUGAGUAUUGAUUUCUAAAAUUGUUGUAUUACUUUGUAGAAAAUUUGUUUGCUCGAGAAAUGCAAUGUUUGUGGAUUUGAUUAGAA